Messenger RNA from Lytechinus pictus (painted urchin), 3525 nucleotides. RefSeq names its product ragulator complex protein LAMTOR2-like. Gene Ontology annotation, cellular component: Ragulator complex. Gene Ontology annotation, biological process: cellular response to amino acid stimulus; positive regulation of TOR signaling. The transcript has 4 exons. Lineage: Eukaryota; Metazoa; Echinodermata; Echinoidea; Temnopleuroida; Toxopneustidae. The record is from RefSeq and is a predicted model, not a curated record. The coding region runs from base 459 to 836 and encodes 125 amino acids. Gene Ontology annotation, molecular function: guanyl-nucleotide exchange factor activity; molecular adaptor activity.
AGUUUAAACGAUCCACGCUGCCAAAUGUAGUCCACUAGCAGUGGUGAUAAGUGAACCAUACAUGUGUCCAAAAAGUCCUGCAAACAUAUCUCGAUUUCUUUACAACUCUUUCCCUCAAAGUUGUUGUUUGUAAACAAAUCGUAUUCUACAACGUUUUGCACGUGAUUUGUCCCUUCCAUUUCGCAGUCAAAAUAUGAGAAUGCGCUAAGAUUCAACGCUUUAACUUGAAUAUAUUCUUUCGUUGAAUCCUGUGGUUGAAACGAUGAAGCUAUGUUAAAAGAAAGGAGCACAGUCUGUAAAAUCACAUGACCAGUUUCAGCUGCUACGAUAGAGUAUAUUGUUGUGUGGUGUGUGUGUGCUGAUUCUACUGCUAGUACUUUGACUGCCCAAACUGCACUUACAAGAUUGGAAUUGGAAAGGUCUUUAAUUCCUUAGAAUAAUUUAUCUCGUCACUCAAAAUGCUUAAACCCAAGGCCCUCACACAAGUCCUAAGCCAGGCAAAUACUGGAGGAGUUCAGAGUUCGCUAUUGCUCAACAAUGAGGGCUCCCUUCUAGCCUAUUCUGGUUACGGAGACAAAGAUGCUCGGGUGACGGCAGCCAUUGCUAGCAAUAUUUGGGCAGCGUAUGAGAAGAAUGGCAAGGUGGCUUUUACAGAGGAUGACCUCAAACUAGUGCUCAUGGACUGUGAGAAUGGACGAGUUGCCAUCGCUAAGGUUGCCAAUUUGCUCCUAUGCAUCCAUGCAGAAUCAUCGGUAGGCUUUGGAAUGUUAAAGAAAAAGAUUUCAUCAUUAGCAGAAUAUCUUCAGGAACCAUUACAGACUGUAGCGUCAUCAUAGCCCAAGGCUGAACUAGUGUGUGUUUGUAGUAUAUAUAAUAAUUGUAAUAUUAUACAUAGAUAAAGCUAAUUUUUAGUGACAGUGAUAAAAUGUAUCUCAUAUAAUCUCAAUAUUGUCAUCUUUUGUCAGGAUUGCAGCCAUACAUGUUUUUUUAUGGCUGCUAUCUUGUUUGCUAUAUAUGGAAGAAACUUCUAAUAUGUGGCGACACCCAUGUCUUGUGAUAUAAGUGGGCAUUGCAAGUUACUCGAUUUCAAGUGUUUAUUUCCAAUCCGUCUAAUGCCUAUUCGUUCAAUUGCCAACUCGUCUACUAUCAUUUGGUCUACCAUCAGUUCGUCCACUAUCCACAUGGUCUAAUUGCCAAUUCGUCCACUCACUUUUUCGUCUAAUAACCAGUCGGUCCAAUAGCCAUAUAGUCCAUAUACCAUUUGGUCUAAUUGGACUAAGUGUUAAUUGUGCAAAAUGAAUGAAAAUGAAAUGGAUAUUAGACCAACUGGUUAUGAGACAAAAUUGUCAUAGAUGAAAUGGUGAUUAGACAAAGUGAUGAUUGGACCAAAUGAUUAUUGGACCAAGUGGUUGUUAGACAAAAUGUUGAUGGACAGAAUGGCAUUAGAUUAAAUGAAAGGAGACCAUAUGGCGAUUGGACGAUUUGGCAGUAGACAAAUUUACCAUUGCAAAUGUAUUUGGGUUCCCUAAAUCAAUUGCUUGUCUUGCAAUUAUGAAUUUACAAUUGAUUGCUGAUAUGAUUCUUGCAAUGAAGAGUGUAAACUGGGCCUCAUCUUACAAAGAGUUACAAUUGAUCCAAUCAAUCCCAAAUCUAUGGAAAUCCAUCGCUGUCAACAAUUUUUCUCACAGAAAAUUUGCACAAUGUCCUUUAUAAACAAAGAGAAGCACACUGAAUUUUCAAGAAAACAAUGAAUAUAUGAAUGUACAUCAUAGUCAGAGAAUAUUUUGAAAAAAAAACAUGCACAAUAGUUGUUGAUUGCUUUCCAUAGUUGUGGUUGAUUGGAUCAAUCGCAACUCUUUGCUACACCAAAAGUUUAUGAAUCGUACAUUCAAAAUUGUAACAGAAAUUUGCGAUUGAUUGCAAAUAUUUUCAUGCUAAACCCUAUGACCCAAUAUGUUGUGAUUCCAAUGUCUUGUGACUGAGUGUCUUAAAUCUUAACCGAGACUUUCACAGGGUAAAAUGAGGCCCAUAGCAAGGUAUUGCCAAACACCCUAUAGAUAUUGCAGCCCCAUAGUAGUAGGAUUUGAGUCCUUUAGUUUCAGAUUUCAAGCAAUUUUGUCUGAGAGGCUGUUGUCUCAACUCCUGUUAUAUGUGAAAUGUUUGGAGGAAAAAAAAUCAGCAUUUGUUUAAUAUUUGAUAAAACCAGGUUUUAUUUCUACCAGUCUUUUGCCACGUGAUCCUUUUCUAUUAAUACAAAUGAGACCUCCACAAUAACAUAAUUUCAAGUGAUUUCUAGUUUAAUUCACAUACGACUUGGCCGUGUAGUACUCCUGAUGAAGAGUUAUUCGACAGUUACACCGAGUCCGAUGAAACCUACUCCAGGCCGGCCAUAUCUAUUAAUUAUGUCCUAUCCAAUGACAGAUCAUUUGGGUUGGAACAGGUUUUCUGUGUGUGACUGACUCUAGCAUUGCGCGGAGAAAGAGAUAACUCAAAAUUGAGAUUGAUUUAUUGCAUUGAAUUUUUAUGUAUUUAUGCUUGUUCUCCUGCUAUCCAUGUACCGGUAGUACUAUCAGUUUGAUCUAUACUGUAUCGAUGUGUAACACUAUUUUCUGGUUCCAGGGGCAGAUCCAGUAUCUCCUGAAAGGUUUUUUUUUUGUUCAGAAAUCCUGACGAGCCAAGAAAAGGUCUUCAUUCCCGAUUGAAGGAGAUUUAUGUCAUGAAAAAUUUGACAAGCCAAAAAAUAAAAAUGGAAUAAAAUUAUAAAAAUACAAAUGGGGGCAGGGGAGGGGGGGGGGUUGCAUGGGUCAGAUGUGCCCCCCUGGAUACGCCAUUGCAUUGUUCUAAUUUCAUAGUGUAUCUGGUUCAAGUUCUGUUAAUGUUUAUAUCAUAUCUGCUAAAAACUACAUAAAAAAGGUUCAAAUCCAGAAGUUAAAUUGUUCAAAAUAUUGAAAUCAUUGCUUUGGAUUGGACAGUGUGACUUAUCUUCUUUAAAAAAAAAAACAUUUAUUCAUGUAUACAAAUUUUGUAGAGUUGGGUGGUUUGGCUGACGACUUUUUGGUCUGUUGCAAAUUUAGUGUACCAAACUACUGUCACAGUUCGGAAAGUGUCAGUUACCGGGGUCAGUUACUGUAUUGUCUUGUAUUAAUUGCUUAUCAUGGCAAUGAGUUGUAAAAAUUUUGUGGAGGGAACUACUUUCUCAUUAUUUCUCCACCUACUAAAAUGUCUAUGGACCUUAUUAUACCAAUGACAAAGUUAUAUUAGUUCUAUGCUUUCUUUCUAUAUUGAAUUUCCAUUAUAACUGAAUGUGCUUGGUCUUUUUAAUAUAUCAUGUCAAUUUUUUUCACUACAUUGUAUAUUAUACAUAUACUUUUUUUUCAAAAUAUUUGGAUGAAAGUGUUCAGAAAUGCGCAGGAUAAAAUUUGCAUUAAAUGCAUAGAUAAUUGAUAUAUGCAUUUUCUAAUGAGUAUUGUGCUUAGGAAUGAACAUCCAUGAUGAUAUGAAUAAAAGUACAAAUAUUAUUUACAA